UCUGUAACUAUCCUUUAAAGCACCGCUCCUCUAAAACAGCAACAAGGAUCAUUAUUAGGCCAAUUGUAGAUAACACAAUAACUGAUGUUAUGUUAUAACUAAUAAUUGGGAAACGUAAAGUCUGAAACAAUCAAACAACACUGUUGGUCUGGGUCUAAACAUAGUGCGUCGUGUGUGACGUCUUCGUUUGCGCAUGCGGGCGCUUUGAGGGUUCACACUAGAGCGUGUUUGCUGUCGCAUUUUAUUUGUAGACAAAAAAAUCGGAUUUGAGCUUUAAGACCUGCAGUGUGAACGUAGCCAUAGAAUUGUAGGGCUGGCUCCCCUGACGACCCAAAAGAUAUCCAAGCACCCCGGACGUUCCCAUUCCAGUCCAGAAGCCUCCUCCUGCUCCAGGAGCUGCCUGGCCUCCUGGGUACUGGUGCCUGUGAGUGUAAUCCCUGUGGAAACAUGCAUGAACUGAGUGUGAAGGAGAUGUGAAACAGACUUGAAAUCCGUGGAUGCAGAUCAGGAUCAACUCCAAACUAAAAGCAUUUCCAAGUCCGAGCAAAUAUCUUCAGAUGUUCUUUAUUGAGAAAGAUGUCCCACGGGAGAGGCGGAGCCUGCGAUUGGUCAGCAGGUCUGACUUCAGGAGUCCAAACCUGGACGUUUCGUCAUGUUGAUCUGAGGGGCUUUAGGACCCUGUGGAGGACGUCUCUGCUGACACACACCUCCUCUGUAUUCAGCGCACAUGCCUCUUCUCUCCUCCUCCUCCUCUCCACCUCCUCUCUGCAGGAGAGUCAUUUUCGGAGCAGACGGCCGCCCGCCCGCCCGCCUCUCUCCUCUUGCGGCUUUUUUGGAAAUACGGAGCUUCGCAUCGGGAACCCGCCGCCUCUCAGCCCGCUCAGAGCGCACCCAACGCGGCUGCGGGACGGCCGCGGGGGUCGCUGUCACGCCUGGAUGCGCAGAUGGAUGGACGAUGAACGGAUGGACGGCUCUCGUGUCUCACCUUGGGAGCAAAGUUCAGUAUGCAAUGCCUGACCCUUGACCUCUGACCUCUCUGAGAGACCCCUUGAGGAGGAAACGAGUUCUGAGGAGAGAUGGAAGGUGGAGGAGAGAAGGAGAGCCGAGAAGAGCCUGAAACCUCCUCCGGGCUUGGGAGCGUCUCACGGAGAGGAGGAGGAGAAGCCUGCAGACAAAAUGGCCUGAUCAACACGCACAGGCUGGGGGCGGAGCCUCGGGAGGUGCUACUGUCAGUGUACUCUGCUCCUCAGUAUCAGGGUCACGUGGUGGUGAGCGCCUCCCCUCAGCAGGAGCACAGCAGGGGUCCUCCCCAGCUUCUGAACCCCAGCGCUCUCCUGCCCCAGCAUGGGGUGCCAGACCCUCGCCUCAGGCCGGCCCCCGGCCUCUUCCUGUGCCCGGAGAGUGUCCUGCGGGCCUGGGGGGAGGCCGGGGGAGGCGACUGCUGUGAGACCACCUUCAUCGAGGGACUUGGACCAGAAGCCUCCUCUUCUUCUGCCGCCGCCGUCUCCACGAAGGAGGUGCUGCUGUUUGCUGACGGGAAGUAUCUGGAGUUCUCUGGUGAGGAGGCAAAGAUUCACACGCUGUCCUAUGACAUCGACGACGAUGACGACUUCCAGGAGCUCGAGAGCGAUUACUCCAGUGAAUCAGAGAGCGAGGACGCCUUCCUGCUGAUGCCUCCCAGAGAUCACCUGGGCCUCAGCGUCUUCUCCAUGCUCUGCUGCUUCUGGCCGCUCGGCAUCGCCGCCUUCUACCUGUCACACGAGACCAACAAGGCAGUGUCCAAAGGAGACUUUCACCUGGCCAGCUCCAGCUCCAGGCGGGCUCUCUUCCUCGCCGUCCUGUCAAUUACCAUCGGGACAGGUAUCUAUGUGGGCGUGGCCGUGGCGCUCAUCGCCUACCUCUCCAAGAAUCACCACUGGUAGCCCAAGACCACGGAGCGAACCCUCACCUUCCCCUGGAGUUCAGCUCCCCAGUGAGUGUUUCAGCAUGUUGGCCGUCAUCUCGAACUGGAGGACUUCCUGUGAGCGCACGAUGGCGUCGGACACGCCGCUGUGCUGUUCUGAAGAGCCAAUCGGAUCCAAGGAGAGGAGAUGUGUGAGAACAAAGAACCAGCAGCAUUUUUAAAGCUUCUGCUGGCGUUGCAGUUUGUUUAAAAGAACAUUUUUGGUGUGAUUACUCUCAUUUCCAUCACUUUAACUGCACCUGCAUGAAAAGUUCCUCAUUACUGUUGCAGGACGUGAAUCAAAAAGCUCGAAUGAACCCUGGAGGUGAUGCUAACGUUCAGGGUGUCACAGUUUCUCUCACAGCAAGUUUUUAAUGUCAGAUGUUCAGCCUGAAUAAAAGGAGGAGUUUAUAGGAACACCAUCAGCAGCACUAAUAAGUUAAAUAUUUAUAUCCUGCUCUGUGGCAGGAAACCAUCAGCUCACCUGGUUCAGCUCUGGACUUCACCUGUUGGCCUCCAUGUAACACCUGUGAGACCUUUUUGGAUUUCAUUCUUCUUUUGUAAAUUUGCUCUCUUCACACUUAAAGACAUAAAAGGCUAAAUGGGACCAAACUGUAACAGGAUCUACAGAGAUGAUAAACACAAGAGUGUGAAGGGAGAGAUCACCACACACCUGUGCUCAGGUGGACUCGGCUGCUUCCUGUUUGCAUAUCAGGACAAAGACUUUUUAUUCAUUUAUUUAUAUUUUUGGACAAACUGCUGAACUCUGUCAGCUGAUCCGAUGACCUCAUCGUGUCCUUUUGGCUUUAAACCAACACAGAAACACCAACAACCCACCGGCUGGGACGCCGUGUCCGAGGGUAGAGACACAUUAUCACCUGUCAUGGUCUCUGCAGGUUCAGCAUCCGGAGGUCAGGCUGGGCCUUCAGUUAACAUCUGUGUUCAGUUUGGUUAUGAAAUGUGGACAAAUUCAUUUAUGAUUCUUUCUUAUUGUCUGUUUGUUUUCAUGCACACUGAUUCUUCUCUUUGAAAGUCUACAGACUUCUGGUCCAGAAUCAGGACGUCUCAGUGAAUAUUCAGCAGAAAACCUUAAAAGGAAGUGUUGUAAUCAUGGUCCUAAUGCAGGACCCUGAUUGGUGGAUGUGUAAGACAGGUACUCGGGUCCUCGUCUACAGGUGAGCACUGGGCAACGACGUGUCAUAGCCAUGUGUGGACAUUCAGAAAAUGUUUUGUAAGAGUAUCGGUGCGGGAACGUUGUGGGGGGUUUGUCCGGGUGUUUCUGAUGUUCAAGUCCAAAUAAGUUUGUCUGGAUGUCCAACUGCAGAUUUCUGUCUAGAACUUUUAUUCUUUUGUUCAUCCACAGAUCUGAUUGUGAUUUUUGGGCUGGCCUCUCUGCUACACCCUUGGUACUGCAGGUUUGAUGGUGGACUUUAAACGAAAAACAAAAAUCCUUUGAGUGAUAUGGGAACACAUGAGUCUUUAGACGUCCACUGAUGUCCACUGAUGUGUGAACGUACUGUGGAUUCUACAUCUGUGUCAAACUUCAGAGGUUUUAAAACAUCAAGUUUCAUUUUGAGGGCAUCGAUCCGGGAUUGUUAUUGAGAGUCUUUAAGUCUCAGUCUCCGUGGUGCAGACCACCUUUAUCUUUCGGUAAACAAAACCUUGCGUCUUUCUCUUUGGUCCUGAUCUUUGUUGGACACAAUGUCCGUUCACAAUCUUUGCUGAAGGCCGUCAGAAAUCCAAGAGUCUCAAAACUGAUGUUGAAUCUCCACCAACAUCUGAAACCAGUCUGGUGUUUGCAUGUCUGCACACUCCUUUUUAGGAAGUCCACCCAGGUCCAUCCAGGUCCCUUACUGAAGGCUGUACAUGUCCAAAACAAACUGAGCUCAUGGUGAUCCUUCAUAGAGAAACUGUUAAACCAGGGGUGGCAACUCCAGACCUCGAGGGCCGGUGUCCUGCAGGUUUCAGAGGUGUCCUUGAUCCAACACAGCUGAUUCAAACGGCUGAAUGACCUCCUCAACAUUUCUUGUAGUUCGCCAGAGGCUGGCAAUGACCUAAUCAUUUGAUUCAGGUGCGAUAUCUAAAACCUGCAGGACACCGGCUCUUGAAGCCUGGAGUUGCCCACCCCUGUGUUAAACACACAUAUCAGCUAUACAGGCUUUGUGAAGGUCACAAACUCAAAGUCCAUCCAGCACUCGUGUUGAACUGUGAAACCGACUGUGUCCAUGAUGAGUCAUUAUUUCCCAGCACAAACCUUCAGAGCUGCAGUGAAACCAAACAGAAGAACACCUACACAUGUUCCUGAAACUCUGAUAACAAUCGCUGCUGUCAGACCCUGAAGAAUUAUCUGUUAAUGACUCCGCCCACCCAGGAGGACCAUCUACCACACCUGAUUCACUGCUAAGCUAACCUUCAAGCUAAUCGGGCUCUGACUUCAGACCAUCGGAUAGAGUCUGCAAAUCCUGAGUGGAUACUAAAGCCUGUUUUUAAUGAUAGUAAAGUCAGACUGAAACAGUCGUUGGCUGUUAUGGAUUUCUAAAAUUAACGGGAUGAGUCUCGUGCAUUUCUUCACUGAAAUCAAGCAGAAUGACCCUUUAAUCAGAGGUUCACUUCAGGUUUAAGCUGCAGGUGUGGCUCUGCAGGUGUUCAGAUGGGUGCUUUUGUUUGGCGUGUAGGCGUACAGUGGCCGUGCAGCCACUGGGUAACGUAGCGGGAUCGUUAUGAUUGUUAAAAAGCUGCGGUGCGCUUUACCAGCCUGGACUGGAAACAGGAAAUGGUCAUCCUUGGCAGCUUCAAAGUCUGGGCUAAAGGGCUGCAACCCUCAUCACUCAUGCUGUCCGCACACGCUCACUGAAUGUGUUUGACUUUAGCAUCUGCUGAAUGUUUCAGAUUGAACUCUUAAUAAACGUCAGAACUAAAGGAGCUUUUCAUCAAACCUCCUGUUUGCUGUCUGUCAGUUGUUUGACUCUUAGCCUAACAUGCUAAGCUACAUGAGCUUAUAACUUCCUGCCCAGCUACAAAUCAAACAGCUGCUCUGGUUAGCUGCUUUUAAGACUUCCUGGACUUUAAGUGGUCGCUAAUAAAAAUGUAAAUGUU
This is a messenger RNA of Neolamprologus brichardi, 5038 nucleotides long. The record is from RefSeq and is a predicted model, not a curated record. Lineage: Eukaryota; Metazoa; Chordata; Actinopteri; Cichliformes; Cichlidae.